Messenger RNA from Nycticebus coucang (slow loris), 453 nucleotides. It is a transcript of the gene RPL37A, whose product is annotated as ribosomal protein L37a. The transcript is spliced from 4 exons. Gene Ontology annotation, cellular component: ribosome. Gene Ontology annotation, biological process: translation. The record is from RefSeq and is a predicted model, not a curated record. The coding region runs from base 117 to 395 and encodes 92 amino acids. Gene Ontology annotation, molecular function: structural constituent of ribosome. Lineage: Eukaryota; Metazoa; Chordata; Mammalia; Primates; Lorisidae.
ACCAUAGAGUUCAGUUCCUAGCUUGGCCUCCGCUCGCCACUUCCGUCCCGCCACCUGACACAGCGCCUGCGCCCUGCGUUCCUUCCUUUCUGGGCUCGGGCCUGGUUCGUGGAGACAUGGCUAAACGCACCAAGAAGGUCGGGAUCGUCGGUAAAUACGGGACCCGCUAUGGUGCCUCCCUCCGGAAAAUGGUGAAGAAGAUAGAAAUCAGCCAGCACGCCAAGUACACUUGCUCCUUCUGUGGCAAAACCAAGAUGAAGAGACGAGCUGUGGGGAUCUGGCACUGUGGUUCCUGCAUGAAAACAGUAGCUGGUGGUGCCUGGACCUACAACACCACUUCUGCUGUUACAGUAAAGUCUGCAAUUAGAAGACUGAAGGAACUGAAAGACCAAUAGAAGCUCUAACCUUUUCAGACAACACAAGUUACUAAUAAAUGGGUUAAUUUAUGUAACA